Rubroshorea leprosula is the source of this 1480-nucleotide messenger RNA. Lineage: Eukaryota; Viridiplantae; Streptophyta; Magnoliopsida; Malvales; Dipterocarpaceae. The record is from the annotation of a GenBank genome assembly.
AUAUCUCAUUCCCCACACGCAACAGAACAAUCUCAUCUGCUCUCUCAAUUUCUUUCCUUAUCUCUUCUCUAUUCGAGCUCCCGCAGAAUGGCACGCCCUGGGUGCUUGCUUAUAUGCGCGUUUGUUCUUCUAGCUUCAUCAUUUUCUUUUGCUGCAGUAGUGGAACACACCUUUACUGUGCAAAACCUGACUGUAACGCGGCUGUGCAAUCAGCGGAUGAUUACCGCGGUAAAUAACAAGCUUCCCGGUCCAACCCUCGAUGUUCAUGAAGGCGACACUGUUAUUGUUCAUGUCAUUAACAAUUCACCCUACAACCUCACCAUUCAUUGUUACACCAAUCCCUACGUCACCGACGUGGUUGUGAUUGCCCCUGGCCAGACUGUCGACGUUUUGUUACGCGCCGACCAGCCGGUGGGAUCUUACUACAUGGCAGCUACACCAUACGCUAGUGCAGCCGGAGCGUCGUUCGACAACACCACGACGAGGGGCAUAAUCGUCUACGACGGCGCCGCUUCCACCGCAACCCCCCAAAUGCUGGCCCUCCCUGCCUUCAACGACACCCCCACGGCCCACAAGUUCUACACUAACAUAACUGGAUUGGUAGGUGGGCCUAACUGGGUCCCUGUCCCAACCAAGGUGGACAAGCGUAUGUUCGUAACCAUGGGAUUGGCCUUGGAAGCCUGCCCAGAAAACACCACGUGUCAAUUCAUCAACGACACUAAAUUCUCUGCGAGCAUGAACAAUGCCUCCUUCGAGUUCCCCACCACCCUGUCUAUGCUUCAGGCGUUCUUUUUCAAUGUUUCCGGUAUUUACACCACCGAUUUCCCGAGCAGACCACCGCUCAAGUUCGACUACACAAACUCUAACAUCAGCCUCGACGCUUCCUUGUUGUUCGCGCCAAAAUCAACCAAGGUCACGAAGCUCCAGUACAAUACCACGGUGGAGUUGAUCUUCCAGGACACCUCCCUUAUCGGCGUCGAGAACCAUCCCAUGCACAUCCACGGCUUUAACUUCCACGUCCUGGCUCAAGGAUUUGGAAACUAUGACCCUUCCAAACAUCAGAAGUUGUUCAAUCUCGUCAACCCACAGAUAAGGAACACCAUCGCCGUGCCGGUCGGAGGAUGGGCCGUCAUCAGAUUUACAGCAAAUAAUCCAGGGGUUUGGCUCACGCACUGUCACCUAGACGCGCACAUUUCUGUGGGACUGGCCACCGCUUUCGUGGUGGAGAAUGGGCCAACGCCGUCGACGACCUUGCCUCCACCACCUGCUGAUCUACCACAAUGUUAGACUUAACUUCAUUGUCUACUGCAUGACAAUAGUUAAUGAAUCUCCUCAGAUGAUAUAUGGUACUUUCAUAUACUAUUUAUUCAGUCUGUAAAAGCUUGCCAUUUCACAUCCAUUGAUUCGUUGAAUUGAAAUAAUAAAUUGUUUGUGUAUUCCAUUUAAUCAUAUUGUAAAAGAAUAAAAGUUCAUAUCCAUU